AUCAAGGGUCUGACGCCACUUUGAACUAAGAAAAAGGACAGCCAUCUAAUUAUUGGACAUAAGGCUAAGGACAGUUUCUGAAUGAGUUAGACUAAAGACACAAGAAGAUAGUCUUCAAUAUUCAUUGUUAUAGUGUAAAACAGGACAAUGAAUUGUUCAUAUUACAAUCUUAGCUUCUUUGUUUUGCUUCUGUUUGUAACAAACGGUGUUUAUUGCAAACACAAAGAAAGGCGAAAGAAACAAAAAGAGUCUCAGAGGAAGGAUGUGCACUUUUUUAACGUCAAGCCGUCACACAUGCUUAGACAUCUGCAUAUGAAGCAAGAGACUCUCCACACGAGUCACCAUAAGAACAACAACCAUCAACAACAUCAUGGGAAGUUACACGCAGGUAAGUAAACGUUUGGGUGGGUGCCUCUUGCGAAAUUCAUCUUCAGUUAGUGUGCUACAAGAUAGUACAGUUAAUUCUCAGAUUUUAUAAUUUAGUACCAUUGCUCAGCAUACGGGUGGAAUAUUUACUCUGUUAUACUAGAUGUCAGGUGAUCCUUUACCACGUUUUAUUAUAUAGACACGAGUGUUUUACUGGAAAAUAUACCUCUCGUAAACUUCAUAAAAACUACAUCCGGGACCCGAGUGGUUUAUUUUCCAUAAUCUCACACGUGAGUAUAUACAUGACGUAAUUUCGGUAAUUUCCCUCUAUUAUUUUAUCGAUGUCUUUUUGUCUAUAUAAUAAAGAGAACAUUACACGGCGGCUUGAAGAUAUGAAUUUUAUUUUCUCAUGGCAAAAACAAUAUUUUAUAUUGUUUUGCCACUCGAGAAAAAAAUUCAUAUCUUCGCGCCACCGUGUAAUAUCAUCUAUAUAUUGCACUAGAGUUUUUCUUGAUGGCAAAAAUUACGUUUCAAAAGGAAACAUAACUUAAAUCCUGAUAAGCUCAGUUGAAGGGACUCCGCCGGGCGCCACCUUUUCUGCUGAAUGGUAGGUCGUGAGAGUUCAAAUCCUGUCCGUACCAUCAAACAGGCUUACAAAAAGUGAUAAGAAAGUGCUAGCCGUGUUGAAAACCUUGUCUCAGGUCAGAUGAUCGCUCUAGGGCGGUGACGUUUAUAUCCCGUUGACCUUGCAUCCUUAGUCCUUACACAUUGAUUAGAGAGAUCAUUAGAAGGAGACGUAUGGGAACCCAUGACGUUGUUCGAAAGAGUAGGAGGGGGGUAGAUCCUCUUGGCAUGGAUCACUGACUUGCCCGUUGACGCACGUGCUGUUAGAAAGAGUACUUAUAUCGUAACUAGGCCGCCGGGUGUGAUUUGAACAUGCGUGCAUGCUAUUCAAUGUCUGCAGGCAAAUCAGGCACUUCUUAAGGCCUGAUGUGCCGCUGAUUAGUGGACGGUUUUGAACGAUCGCGCGAUAAGAAAACUGAAUGCAAGUGACUAUUUACGGCAUAUAAAGGGCGAUUUUUCAAUAAUUUUCAUGUUUUAUGUUGCAGCAACAAACAUAAUUUCGUUAAUUAAUUCUUUUGGAAUACGCGUUUUAAAACCUUUUGAUUUUCUCUAGACUACCACCACCCAGCAGGCCUCAAAUGCCGCCGAGUCAAAUUCAUAGUCAAUCGCAAUCUCCAUUUGAAAAAGAAAGCCACGGAAACCUUGAAAAAACGAGUUCACUUGAAACGUACGGGGACCAAACUGCACAAGAAGUUCCUCAGUGGUGUGCAUGCAAAGAGGUUCCGACUGUAAGUAGAUGCCAGUGUCAGAUCAAUAUGUUUCAUACAACGGUGUUAAGUACGUCAUUUGCUGUCCAAAAACCAGUUAUGGAUUCAGAGCUUCAAGAAAGUGGGGGCCCGCUUAUCCAGACACUGACAAAAAAUAGCCCCUGAGGCGGCUUACCAACCACCCGGGGUGAAAUCUUGAUCAUAAACAUGAAGGUAUAAAAUUUAACGUGGUGGGAGAACAACCCACUACAAAGCAUACAAAUCAGUCAGCAGGGGAAGAUUAAACAGAUAGAGCAACUAAAGCUUCCCGCAAAAAGAAUUGUACGAAGCAUUUGAUUUUCCAGCCAGAAUUUCCAGUUUUUCCAUGAAAAUGCAACGUAUUCUUUGUUAAAAAGUGAUUUUGCUUUACCCUGCGAGCUUCAGUUUGGCCUAAAAGUAAGCUGGGGUCGAGCCCCACGAGCCUCUCCCACAGAUCCGCCAAUGCAAAAUGAAUUUACACUCGGGCGGGAUGUCAGAAGACUUUUUGUUCCUUUUUUAGAGGAUGUGUAGUGCGGUUUCGGGUCACCAUUCAUUUUAGUGGUUUCAAAAUGACUCUUGUAUUUGCCUUCUUGCAGACCUAAAGAAGUAAAACUUUUCGAAGAUAAGGAUGGUAACUUGGCAACUUAUAUUGAAGACUGUGUUUCUUCUGGUAAGUUUCUACAAAUCUACCUACCGGUAAUUGCUUUAAUGUAAAUGGCAUAUUAGAUUUUAUCAAAGGAACUUCUAGAUCGGCACUUUCAUGAAUAUUGUCUGGAAAGUCUCCACAGUCUCUGCGGCGAUUUUAUACUCUAACAAAGUGUGGACUUUAACAUGUCUUCUUCAAUUCAUAUAUGGAUGAUGUAUGCACACUGAUUUAAACUAUUCCUGUUCAACUGUGCCGUUAAGUUUUCAAAGUCACAAUUUUUACGCCAGUGUACACUGCCUAAUAAAAUUUGCUAUUUUCUUUGGAGAACGUUCAUCGAAGAAGAAUUUUUUCGAAAGUGGCCAGGAGGAGCUGUCUAUUGGUAUGUUUUACAAUUGUUUCGAUGUGGUGCUGUCAGUAUGCUUAUGUUAGUGAAAGCCUUAAUUUAAAAUUCUUCCACUGGAAACCAUGCACAGUUACACACUACCGCGAAAUUUUGAGGCCUUUAUAUGGCUGUACCAAUAAACUAUAAUCGUGUAGGAGAUUUGGCGGAAUUCAUUCAGGUCCUUGAAGUAGUUGAAACUAUUGAAUAAAAUGCGAUGAAUAAAUCUCUUCUUGGAAGAAUAUCUAAUUGUACUUUUUUGCUAGAGCAAAUGCUGUCCGGGUUUGAAGUACAGUUGUCUGUUUUAUUGACUUUUGGCUCAUUGCAUCCCAUCCGAUAGCUCCUGCCUUUGAAGAUGACAAAAACACGCUUCAAAGUCAAUCAUCAGAAGAUAGCGGUAAGUGUCAGAAAAUGAUAAUUUUUGAAGGCUUUUAAUCAUCCCCUCUUCUCUCGAGAGCUGGAUUUAUCAAAUAACCUACAGCAUGAAAGGACUCAGCUUAGAAUUGGAAUCUUUCACCAGUGUUUCAAGAGCCUGUAGGAUCUUGAUCACGAUUUUCAGUUAGGAAACGUCAGUUUACCUGUGGGGAAAGGGAGGGUGGGGGCAUAAGGAGAGUAAAGAGCCUUUUUCGGGCUUUCGUUCUCUGAAGCUGAAAAAUAAAGGGAAAAAAGGCGGUGUCAUCGGUUACGGGCUGGCUGUGUGAUGUGUUGAACUAAAAUGCUCGUAAGAAAAAGGUAAUUAACUGCAAAACUCAAAGUAUAUGCUGAAAGAUCAGGGCGAACCGCAAAGAACAACCUAAUCAACCAAUGAGCGAAAGGCCAAGGCUAAAUUUUAAAAAUGAUCUUUUUUUGGAGUUGAUCUGCUGACAAUUUAGUAUUAAGUGAACAUGACCUGGUUCUUGCAGUAGUGAAACAUGAUGACACCUCUGAAUCUAUGGAAAAUGGCAUCAGCGAAGAUGGAAUUCUUCCUGCCUCUGAAGGUAUUGUACACAAAAGCUAUCUGACUUUAAAAACAAUCUCCUUCACAUAUGGUAUUACAGAGAUCAGGCGUAACUUGCUUUCUUGAAUCACGUCUUACGUUCACGGACAUCAAAACAACCUUAUUGAUAUAUUAUAAGUGAGAAAGAAAGGAAGUUUUCCUAGUUUUGUCAUAAUGGAAUGGUUUUGAAACCCGCCAUAUACACAAUAUAUAUGUUAUAUGUUUUUUUGUUGACGGUGCACAAAGGUUAGAUACGUAUCAUGUUCUACCUAAUACUGAUCAAUAAAAGCGUUCCAUUAAUUCAUUACGUCACAAUUUGUAAACAAAAAACAAUCAUAUGGCUAUACCGUCAGGCAGCUCCUAACAUAAACUGGAACACUGUAGUUUUUAUCUUUAAUGUUUGCCGUUUUUCACUAACUGAAGUUUUAUCCUGUCAGCUAUAUCUCAUGUCGUAAUAUACAAUUUCCUUUGGAUCAAGCGUUAUCUCAGUCCUUGUUUAUCGUUAACAGCGGAGUAUAAGACAUGUCAAGUAGACUAAAGUAAUAGAAGCAAAUUACAGCUGAAGUUAGUUGUAAAGCAGUAAGAACUAUCUAGCACAAAGUUGGAAAUAAACUUCCGUGUCUUUCUUUUGAUAGAUUCCUUGCUACAAUCUGUGUCUGAUUCAACGGAAAUACUAAAAACCAACGCAGACAAGGAAGGUAAAGGAGAAUUGAUCAGUUAUGGCGCAAAAAAAAAAACAAUGAAAAAAAUAACGAUAGAAGCUUUAUGUGAAUAAGAGUCAAAAGUUAAUUAUCCUCACUUAGCUCAAAAGUUUUGAAAGUUAGUAGGUCAGUCACAGGAAUUACAGAGAGAUUUCAGUCGUCUUAAAUGUGGAUUUUAACCUGAAUGAAAUUAAUUCCUAUGGUUGAUUUCUUAAAGAAUCUCAGUUUUUUAAUGAUGAGCACGGUGAGAAAGAAGAUCCUUCUGCCUUUGGUGAGUGAAAAAUACUUAUAAUUAAUUAAAAGGUUCCGAGUACUAAGCAGCGUCCCUAAAAGUCUCCAGAGACAAGAUUUGCAGGUACUGUAGAGUUUGUUGUUUGUAUCUAAGCCGCAAAUUAAAAGCCUGGUUGUAUUUAUUCCUGAUCCUGAUCACCACAUCAUCAUGAAUUUUUUUUUUCACAAAUACAGUAAACAAACAUCAGAUCAAAGACUUCUGACUUUUGUUCUCGCUUUCGAUUCCUCUCAGUUCUCGCUCUGUCAGGUUUUUUUUCCAUUUGUACGUGCGCUUUUGCAUCUCCGCGACCUGUGGCAAGUCUCAAUUCUUUAAUCAUCUUUGUUAUUUAAAACUGAGCAGCCGAAAAUGAUUUUAAUUACUGAUUAUGUCUGAGUGAUGAUGAGUAAUAUCUACAUGCGAUUUGGACCGGUUGCCGUUCUUCUUUCUUUUCUUCCAGCUGGUGUAUUUGAACCUGAGACUCUAAGCAACCCUAUUCCCAAGAAGGCCGCUGAAGAGGCAACUGGUAAGUGCUAAUACAUGAUUCUGAUACAAAGAAACCUUGAUAAAAGAGUCUUUGCCUAACAACUUGUCACAAAACGCACUCUGAGUGUCAAUGUAUAUAACACGAAAGUACUUAUUGAAGACUCCAUUUUUACGUCUCCUGCUGGAGACGGGACCGCAAUUUUAUCGUGUGGUCAUCGAAUGAACGCGACGGAUCUAGCCGUUUGAGGGCAAAGGAAGUACCUUCAUUUCUCAGUUAUAAACCCCGCGACCUCAUCCCACUUUGCAGUGAAGAGCUCUACCGACUGAGCUAGUCCUGCCGCGGUAAGAAAAGUGUUAAGGAACUGUCAGGUUGUCGGGGCUGCGUUUGAUAAGCGUUAAACGUUAUAGCCUCUAUCACCCACAACAGCUCGCUUUAUAAAGAGUCUUGUAGCACGAAUUCGGGGACAAGAUUUGACUUAAGCCUUUUUCGGAAAAUAGCUACCCCGGAAAGCUUCAUUUUACAAUUUUACACUAGAAAAGUCAAUACGGUUAUUUUUGUUGAGGAUGGUUAAGCCCUUUCCUGGCUGGUAAAGGGUAACACUUUCCCAAUUCGAUGGCAUGUUUCCACCCCUAAGACAUUCUGAGACCGUUCUCCUCAAGGAAAUUUCUCAAGUCUUCCCGACAUCAAAUACUUACGUGACAGUGAAAAAGAGAUGGUUCGCCUCUUCCCUACCCGAAUUCUACAGUGAAUGUUGCACCACUACCUGUAGCUAGGAAACAAUAAACACCUUAAAGUUGAAUGGAGGUUUAAGGGGAUGUAAGGGGUUAAGACUAUCGUGUUCUCUGAUUAUGUACCGCAUUUGGUAACAGCAAGCGAUUGAAGAGGUAUACGACGCCUCAUGAUAAUUGGAUGAUAUUUCAUAUUUUCAGAGAUGCAGCGGUAUUUCUCCUCAACAGGAUUAAAUAACCUUCCUCAGUUCCCAAACAGUGUAGGUAAGAUAUAGUUAUAAUCAGCAAAUAACAUGGAUCUGUCGACAGACACUGUUCAUGCUAAGAAUGACCUAAGGUUUAGCAAUGCCAUGAAUCUGAGUUUGAUGCAAGACUACGGAGUUCAAUGCACAUUUUCUAAGAAACACCUUGUGCUUGUUUUCAUCACCGACACGCAUUAGAGACAAAAAUCAAAACCAUUGAAUAAACGAAGUCAGAGGAGAAGAGGGAACAUAAGUUUGUAACCACGGCUUGAUUCGUGAGUUAUGGAAUAAUGAGGUUGAACGGCUCCGUGUUUUACUUGCUAGCAAACUGCAAUAUCUAUGUAAUGAAGUGGUUUUUGCUCAUGCAUUUUUGUACAAUUUGCACGGCUGUUAUAGCUGUAAGAAUCACGUAAAAAGGAGGAAAUAUCAGAUACCGUUUAUACUUGAGAACCAGGUGUGGUAAUAUCGUAUAAAUUUGGGAUCAAUUAACUGUUAACAUGUUUGAAUCACUUUAGAUAUGACGCCUUAUUCACAUCCACCAGUACACAAUGCAGAGUCGGCUCGGCAUGUUAAUCAACCGCCACUGACCUCUUCAGGUUUUUUUUUUUUUACAAUAAUUGUGAUAAUUUAAAGAUAAAUUAUUCAUAAAAAGUGAGGUAUGAAGUUUUCAGAUGCGCAUUUCAUCAAUUAAGUUGUCUUGAAAAAAACUGGAUACUAAUUAAAUUCAUUAACAUAAAAAAAUUAAUAAACUGUGUAAGGUUAUUGACAUAAAUUGUUAGAUAAAAAGUAAAACAUCCUAAAGUGCCUAUAUAUCUAUUAAAGUCAAAAAGUUACAAAAUCAGUUUGUAAAUCUAAUUACUGUUAAUUAAUACAUAUAAACGAUUUCAAAAUAAUUGUGUUUUAUGAAAGAUUUAAAAGUUAACUGCUAGUCAAUGAAGAGAGUGGUGGAAUAUUAACUCUUGCUAUUGAUUGAUUUGUUCAGUACAUCGUAAACGCACUUGUGUUUUGUUAAGAAGAGUAUGGCCUUACCAGUGUGCAAACUUAAAUUUCCCGACUCUGGCGUUUACAUACAUUCUAGUGAGGCUAGUGAAGACACUAAAAAUGAUCACGUGUGAGCCGCAAGUAUAACAGGAGCUGAUGCUUAUAUAAGGAAGCUUUUUAAAACAAAAGACGUUUUUGAGCGACGCAUGUCAGCCGGAUGGGUGUGGUCUUUUCUCUUAUGGAGACGAUUUGCUCAAAAAUGUGGGCAAAACCACUGCCCAAAAUGAUCACGUGUGAGCCGCUAGUAUAACAGGAGCUGAUGCAUAUAUAAGGAAGCUUUUUAAGACGUUUUUGCGCGACGCAUGUCAGCCGGAUGGGUGUGGUCUUUUCUCUUAUGGAGACGAUUUGCUCAAAAAUGUGGGCAAAACCACUGCCCAAGAAAAGUCCACUUCUGGAUGACCUACGUCGCUCAAAAAACAUCUUUGCUUAAGCUGCCUGUAGCCUCCAUCUUUCCUUGUUUUUACUUAAUUCAUUCAUCAAAGAAACACUACACGCCUGUUAAGGCCCCCGAUCAAACUCUCGAUUUGUGUACAGUGCCCUCGCUUUAAGUGCAUUUAAUGUUGCCAGAUUGCAAGACACGGUCACUAAAAUCAAGAGAUGAUUAUGUGAUGUUUAAAAAUAAAGAACAAACAAUGAAAUUCAAUUGUUAUUGUAGACAUAAGUGAUGUAAGAAACUCAGCCCCUCUUGGACAAGACGUUUCGCAAGGUAAUAUAAUUUUAUUGUUUAGUUCGCGAGAGUUUCAGUUUCAUUUUGACGCAAGCGAAAUGUUUAUGGUGCAUGCAUUCGUUUAAAGGGUAGUAAAAAACAAACAAACAAGCAAGCCACACGCACAUGAUUUUCAAGUAUUCUUGAUAUCAGUGGCCAGACAAUUUCUCUUUUUAACCUUUAUGACAAGCCCCCGAAAAUGAAAAUGCAACGAUAUGGUAAAAUAAACAGCAGACAAAUUAAUAUCUGCAGUCAAAACAUAAUUUCACCAGGAACUCAAAUUGUCUUGGUAUCGAUUUUGCUCGCUGCGGAGACCCAACCAUUUACUCUUCCUCAAUCUUCAUACCGCUGAGACGAAAAUAAUUUGGAGCCAGUGCUGAAUGUAAGAAUUGGGAGACAGAUAAACUUCGUCAGUCAAUUUACUUUAAAAAUGAAAAUAGAAAAGUUAUUCUCAUUUUAUUUUCUAAUUUUAGGAAGCUUUGAAAAUCCUCUUAAAGGCCCAGGUAGGCACUCAGAAGGUGAAAAAGACGGGGGGACAUGAAUCAUUAUUAGAGUUAAAUGAAGUAGUUAGUGAACAUUAUGGUGAUGAGCCAUAAGGAUGUAGAUGUUGCCGGAAAUAGAAAGGUCAUAAAGACACAGUGCCGCUUGUGGAUGGUAAUAACGUUCACGGAUUAUGAUAAUUCAUCAAGGAUAACGGACGACAUUGAAUAGUUUAAUUACACUGAAGUUGCUCGUUAUGCUGUAAAAAAGUAGCAUAAUAUAUCAAUCCUUUCUUUAAUAUUUCCAGACAUAUCUCAAGCCCGAUUCAUUGGAAAUGCUGACGAACAAGGCGUUGGUGAGGUUCACAAUAAAUAAUUUAUUAAUUACGUAUUAUUUAUCUUUUCAAUAACAGGCGCUGAGGAGCACAGUAAUUAUAUAUAACUAUUAAUACAACUAAUAAAUAUUUUAGUACACAAAGUAAUUUUCUACGGUUUGGGGGCGCAAAACCAACAGUAAUUAGAGACCAGGCAAUAGAUUCCAUGAUUAAGUCGAUGGUGAUACAAAAUCAGGUAGAAGUGAAUUACAACUGGUGUUUGCUUUCAUAUUCGGCUUCUGUGAAGGUUUUUUUUGUUUAAGAGAACACCAGCCACUGGAAGUCUAUUUGCACUACAUAUUCAGGCAGGCGUCCUUCCAAAAGGAUACAUUUUUUAGGCUUGAAGUAUAUGAAAGGGUAAAGAUUUCAUGAAUUGAAGUAUUUAAAUGAGUAGGGAAAUCCAUGAUUUGGGUCUGGAUGCGAAAAAGUCUCAAAGACGUCCUGGUUAUUGAUCUUUAAAAGACUGUACAGUGCAUCUACAUCAUUUAGAAGGGAUGCAGUGAGUGUUCUAAACUAGGUUUGUGAAGUAAUUGUUGGUUUUCACAUGACGUCACUAAAAUUCAAACUACAAAACUAUCGAUCCUACAGAGAUUUUACUUUCAUUAUGUAUUAGAGCAGCUGAAAACUAAUUUUCAUACAAAUUUUCGCUUCAAAGGGGUUCUUAGUUUUGUGAUAGUCAAGAGUACGCUUGAAUUUCUAAGCUUUUGCGUGACGUGGCACUUAUAUGACGGCCGAGAGACCUGUCAUGUAAGUUUAAAAAGUGACGUAUUUCGGGGAAUUUUGCAAUCUAAACAGUUCAUGGAUUAGAAAAAGAAUUACCUUUAAUGUUUACGAGUUCCUCGAGGAAUAAAUACACGCUUUUUAUCAAAACUCGGUAACAGAUGUUUUUGUUGGUUUCCGUCCGCCAUGUUGGUGCCCAUCCAGGUGGGCAACAGCAUGGCGUCUCCAUAAAAAUCUCUAUAAAUUUGGGUAAAACAUUUCCUACGGAUAUCUCGUAUACGGGAUAUUCUUCUGGCCUGAAUCUUGACAAGGAACUUGGUAUAUUUACCUCCUUUCAUUUCCCAGAUUCCGGACUUAUCUAUUGAACGGUUUUGAUUUUUAUUUUGAUCUAUUUUGAAUGGUGUGACACUCAAAACCAGCAAUAUAUCAAGCAUGAGACGCAGUGUUUCAUCACCAGAUGAAACACUGAGAAGAGAGUUGGAAAUACGACUCGCAGCGGAGUAUUUUUGACGAACUUCGAGGAGUUUCAUCUGGCGAUGAAAUACUGUUUCGAAUGCUUGAUAUUACUUGUCAAAGAAAAUGAUUCUAGAAGAAGAAAUUAAGGAUUUCUCCACGAUUUCAACACUCAUUAAACAGUAAUUUCCUUUGCAUUUUCUUUUUGAAUUAUUAAUGCAUUUGAGAAAAGGAUAUCAACUGUCUGUCCGAUUUGAAAAAUGUACUCAGUAGUUUAGUUUUUAGCCCUAAUCCUCUAGCUAUAAUAUUCUCACUAGGUGGUAAAAUGCUUCUUUAUCCUAAAUAGCCCACUCCUUCUCGGAGGCCUUUAGCAAGCUAGGCGACGCAGAACAAGAGGAGGUGGAAAACUUUACAAAUAAUGGUAAAGUAUAAUGAAUUAAGUUAUCUUAUCUAAAUACAGCUGUAAAUAAGGCCCAGCUCAAACGUGGAACUUUUCAUGUAUCGAACCUAAUCCCUUCAAUUAAGUACAUGUGGGUCGACCAAUGAAUAGGCCACAAGGGAAUUUCGACUGCUGAGCGACUUCGUUUCAAACGUCGAAUUUUUCAUGUGCCGCGAACCUAAUGCAUAAAAUACUACGAUAAUGCAUAAAUUACUAUGAUUUAUUUUCAUUGGUAAAGCAUUUUAGACCAAUGUGCAUCGUGAAAAUGAGUGGGAGUGCGACAAAUUAAGUUCGACGUCUGAGUCAACCGUCGAAUUUAUGUCAGUUUCACUCUCACCUUCAACUUGAUCAGUUUCUCAAUGAUGGAUGUAAGUGGCGAUCCGCUCAAGGCAAACUAUAAAGUUAUUUUAAGUUCGUAGCCUACCUCUAAACGAGUAGUAACAAAGCCAUAGAUUUGUAGUUUCGUUUAAAAGAGGCCUCCCCGUGAAUGUGAGUCAUAGUGCUCUUUUUAGAAAUUAUUAGGCCCGGGUUCAAAUCCCGGCGUCAAAGCCACAUGUGGGUUUAGUUUGUUGUUGGUUCUCUCCCCAUGCUCCAAGAGGUUUUUCUCCAGGUACUCCGGUUUUCCUCUCUCCCACAAACCAACACUCCAAAAUUCCAAUUCGAUCUGGAAUGCAUGGACGUUUAAGCAAGUUCAUAGGAAGUCCUAAAUGCUUCGUGGGUAAACAAAUUACAAUUACAAAUUUUACAUGCCUUUGGUGGAGUUUCGUCAACUUGCAAGGCUUGUCAGAAAAUAAAUUUUCUUCAAACAGUACACACCAGUGGAAAACUGCCUGUCUGCCGGAAUGGAUUUUCCGAUUGGUAUUUUCUUGUUCAUUAACAUCGUAACACUAUCUAAAUGACCCGUUGAAACCCUGCAUCUCACCACACAUAUAUCCAAUUUCUUAUGUUCUCUAUAUUCUGUCUCAAAAACACAAAACUUAUUUCUCUAUCCUGAAGACUUGACCUUAAGCAAACUAUACUUUUAAUGUAUAGUGCACAUGUAUUACUUACUAUACCCGUGUUCACGUUUUUUUUGUACAGGCUUACACGUACCUCAAACUCUGGGCGAAGCAAUGAAAGUUGAAAAUGCGGAAGCUAAUUACGAGCAAACGUUUGAGAAUGUUUAUGGUAUGUCAGUUUAG
Messenger RNA from Porites lobata, 11535 nucleotides. The record is from the annotation of a GenBank genome assembly. NCBI's taxonomy places the organism in Eukaryota, Metazoa, Cnidaria, Anthozoa, Scleractinia, Poritidae.